Messenger RNA from Emiliania huxleyi CCMP1516, 870 nucleotides. RefSeq lists its product as hypothetical. The coding region runs from base 1 to 870 and encodes 289 amino acids. The record is from RefSeq and is a predicted model, not a curated record. The transcript has 2 exons. NCBI's taxonomy places the organism in Eukaryota, Haptophyta, Isochrysidales, Noelaerhabdaceae.
AUGAUGCUCGCCGGCGCCGGCGUCGCCUCCGGCCUGAUGGUCGGUACCGUGCCCGCCGCGCGCGCACCAGCCGUCCAGAUGCAGAUGAUGCCUCCGGCCACGGGCAUGCAGGCCGCGCCCGGGGUCGACAUGGCGCGGGCGGACGGCGGCCCCCCGCUGGUCGACUCCUCCAUCCUGGUCCAGGGCGGCUCGCUCCGCACCUGGUCGUACCGCUCGCCGUCGGUUGAGCAGGUCCAAGUGGUCCUCAGCACUGAGGGCCGCCCACUCGACGCGGACAUCGAGCUGUGGCAGGGGCCGGACAACACGCCGUGCAAGAUGCGCGUGUACGUCGAGAACGGCCAGCUCCGCCCCUUCAGCGCCGUCGUCGAGACGCCCCGCGGCCCAAACACAGUCGCCAUCCGCAACAUCGGCCAGAUCGAGUUCCCCCUCGCCGCAAACGUGGUGGCGGACAACGUCGACAGCCCGUCGGCCGAAUGCCUCGACACGCGCAUGACCAUCCAGGGCGGCGCCCUCCGCACCUACCCCUUCGACCCCUCGGUCGACAGCGUCCAGGUCCUGCUCAAGACGGACGGGCGGCCGCUCAACGCGCGGAUCGAGCUGCUGCAGGGCCCCAACAACAACAAGCAGGUGAUCGAGCUGUACACGGAGGACGGCCUCGACCGGCCCUUCUUCUGCAUCCUCGAGACGCCCGGCUCGGGCAACGUCGUCCGCGUCGUCAACACCGCCCCCGUCGAGUUCCCGAUGACUGCCGGCGUCGUGCCCAACUCCAUCAACCAGCAGAUGUCGUACGACGCCGGUCCUCGGCUGGGCGACGUGGCGCAGAGUGUGCGGCGCUUCGGCGGUAGUGAUUUGCACACGUUUGAGAUUUGA